AUGAAGUCCAAGUCUGCCAGCAGACUGUUUUACCUCUCUGUGUUUGCUCUAUGGGCUGCACCGGGUUCUUGCGAGGUUUCGAAUGAUGAUUGUCAUAUCUCGCCCAAGUCCAUCGUUGGCGACGCCUGCGCUUCCUAUUCCACCCUCGACAAAUUAAACCUCUUGACCAAACCCGCCGUCGAUGACCUCACACGAAACACCGAUUUCUUCUCACACUACCGAGUUAAUCUCUUUCACAAAAAAUGCCCGUUCUGGGAUGACGAGAAUGGCAUGUGCGGAAACAUCGGAUGCGCUGUCGAAACUCUGGAUAACGAAGAAGACAUCCCAGAAAUCUGGCGCGCUCAUGCCCUAGGUAAACUCGAGGGCCCUCGUGCUCAGCAUCCCGGGAAAAAGGCCCAGCGCCAGCACCCCCAGCGACCCCUCGGAGGUCUUUUGGGCGAAAAUGUCGGCGAGAGCUGUGUUUUCGAGUACGAUGACGAAUGCGACGAGCGAGAUUACUGUGUUCCUGAAGACGAGAGUGCCAGCUCAAAGGGCGAUUACGUGAGCUUGGUUCGAAACCCUGAACGAUUCACAGGAUACGCUGGCGACGGUGCCAAACAGGUCUGGGACGCCGUCUACCGGGAGAACUGCUUCCAAAAGAGUUCUUUCCCCAAGUCUGCCGAUCUCGGUCAGUCUGGUUGGCAGCAUGGUCCUGCUGCACAAGACUUUAAACAGAUCCUCGAUGCAGCCGGUCGCCAGGCUCAGCUUGAGGAGCGUCGUCAAGAGAACCCCAACACACCGUUUGUCGCAAACACUGGCUUCGAGGUUGAAGAUGGGUGUCUUGAGAAGCGUGUGUUUUACCGUGUCAUGUCGGGAAUGCACGCCAGUAUCAGCACCCAUCUCUGCUGGGAUUUCCUCAACCAGACUACCGGAGAGUGGUCUCCCAACCUGAGCUGCUACGAAUACCGUCUUCACAAGUUCCCCGAUCGCAUUGGAAACGUCUACUUUAACUAUGCACUCAUGACCCGCGCCAUUGCCAAGCUCAGCCCGUACCUCCAGAAGGAGGAGUACAAGUUUUGUCUGGGAGAUCCCUCUGAGGAUGCUGCCACCCGCGCAAAGGUCCUCGAAGUCACCGAGAAAGCUGCUAGCGUUCCUCAAAUCUUUGACGAGAGCCUCAUGUUUGUCAAUGGUGAGGGUCCCUCUCUGAAGGAGGAUUUCCGCAACCGUUUCCGCAAUGUCAGUCGUCUUAUGGACUGCGUUGGCUGCGACAAGUGCCGUCUCUGGGGUAAGCUCCAGACCGCUGGCUACGGAACAGCUCUCAAGAUCCUUUUCGAACUGGACAACAACAACGAAGACGUUCCUCAUCUCCAGCGAACCGAGAUUGUCGCUCUCUUCAACACGUACGCUCGUAUCAGCAGCUCUCUCCACAACAUUGGUCAAUUCCGUCAAAUGAUGGAAGCCAAGGCUGAGAAGGAAAGACUUGCUGAAGAACUUGCCGAGGAGAAGAAGCGUAUCGACGCUGAGAGGGAAAAGCAUGCAAAAGAACUCGAAGAUCGCCAAAAGGAGGAGCAACGUAUCAGGGUUGAGAGGGAAAAGCGCGCCGAGGAACGCAGGAAGGAAAAGACUCCUAACCAAAAGUUGGAGGAGAUGUUUGAAGAGGUCAAGGAAGAGGACACAAAGGUUGAACCCGAGGUUGCCAGGAAUGACCAGAUGGACGAUGCUAUGAGGGACUUUAUUCAGCUUCGUGCAAGAGGUCCCAAGGAGGAGUCCAUGAUGGGUCAUCUUGAGCAUGAACUCGCCCAGUUCAAGGGCGUUUUGCGCGUUGUCCUCAAUGGGUGGGCACGCACCCCAAGAAUGCUAUGGACCAUUGUUAGAUAUGAAGCUCGACGUGCGUUCCGUAGCUACGUCGGUCUUCCCGUUGGUCCACGAGUGUGGAAGUUUGGAUUGCCCAACAUUCCCGCGGACAAGGAUGAGCUGUGA
Molecule: messenger RNA, 1959 nt
Organism: Fusarium poae
Lineage: Eukaryota; Fungi; Ascomycota; Sordariomycetes; Hypocreales; Nectriaceae
Gene: ERO1
Product: endoplasmic oxidoreductin-1
Exons: 3
Coding region: 1-1959 (652 amino acids)
Biological process (GO): protein folding in endoplasmic reticulum
Cellular component (GO): endoplasmic reticulum membrane; endoplasmic reticulum
Molecular function (GO): thiol oxidase activity; FAD binding; protein-disulfide reductase activity
Source: RefSeq, a predicted model, not a curated record